This is a messenger RNA of Alosa sapidissima (American shad), 2265 nucleotides long. Its product is annotated as transmembrane protein 275. The record is from RefSeq and is a predicted model, not a curated record. Lineage: Eukaryota; Metazoa; Chordata; Actinopteri; Clupeiformes; Clupeidae.
UCAUUUCACAGUGCAUGUUCCCAUGACAGGGCGGCCUUGCAGCUUACAACCCGACAUCAGUCCUCACCCUAUAAGCUGGUCUAAAAUGGGUGCUUCUGGACUGGUCACUAUGGAUGCGACACGGACCUCUUGAUAUUGACAUAAUAUGAUCAGAUCUCAGAAAUGUCAAAAAUAUUUCUACAAAUGUGUUCAGACUGACGUCAGAAAAUUCUGAUCGGUUGCCCAAAGCUUCUCUGUCAACGCUGUAAGACGGCGCCUCAAGCGGUAGGUGUACGUUUCAUUAAUAAGGAACUCGGCGCGCGGUGAGACAGAGGCGAGAGUAUUUCAGUGGAUCAGAUGAAUAGACCGUGAGCCGUGACCAGCAUCUUCAUCCUCAGAAAUGCACAUGCUAUCGCUGGAGACACCUUGAGCUGUAGCUUCACUCGUUUUCGAUCAAGAAGCAAGUAGGCUAUAGCUGCUUAAUGGUUUGGUGGCAUCAUUUUUGCUGUUCCACGGGACUCCCACUGCCUGCAUCACAUGCCCAGCUCAGCUAGUCCAGCAUCACAUGCCCAGCUCAGCUAGUCCAGCAUCACAUGCCCAGCUCAGCUAUUGCAGGCCAUUGAGAAGAUAGCCACAUACUGCUACCACCAUGGUCCAUCCUGACAAGACCGCCCGGACCUCAGUGCCCAAGAAGGGCUCCAGGAAGCGGAAGCUGCGUCCCCAGGGCCUGCCCUCCCCGGCCCUGUGCUGCGCCUGCGGGCUCUGCAUUAUGCUGGCGGGCAUCAACAUCACCCUGGUGGGGGCCUUCGCGUUUGGCAAGUUCGUGCCCACCAAGAAUCCGCCCAUCAUCAUUGGGCCGCUGCUGCUGCUGGUGGCGCUGUCAUUCUUCGCCGCGUGCUGUGUGUGCAGCCGCCGACCCCCGGCGCACGCGUCCCGUGGCAACGCGGGCGGCGGGGGCGGUGGCGCCGACAGCUGGGGCCUGAUGCGCAUGGGUGGCGCGGCCUUCGAGAUGGAGACGAGCGAGCACACGCUGCAGGACACCACCGCCGUGCAGCUCAGUCCCACCAACUCCCUCAGCUCCUCCAACAAGUCCAGCCCCGGCCACGACACACCUGCUGGCGACCCACCCCACCAGCUGGUCGCCACAGAGCUCAACGACUCACCGACGCCCACCGAUGGUCUGAUUGGCGGAGCCAACUGUGUCUCAGCCUCAGUGCCUCUCUGUCAGGAACACAUAGCCGUUGAACUUGGCCCCACACAUGAUGCUUCUGACACAUAAAGUGGUUACAGUUGCAUGGGUGUCUGACAUCCAGGAAAAAUCACACUGUUCUCAAGCAAUCUGGCUUGACUUAAAGUCUUUGGCAAAAGAAAAAAGAACUGUGAUGGUUCUUUAAACAUCACAAAGGUUAGGAGCAGUUGUAGUUUGCCUGGGAAAAGUACACAUAGUUGCUGUAAAAAUAAAAUUACUUAUAACACUCGUUUUAGGCAGAUUUCAAGUCUCUUGUUUACAGGGAUACAGAGAGAUAUGCUGCCUGAAUUAUCCUCAGACAUUUUCAAACUUGCCUUACUAAGCCUCUUUCUUCUGUUGUGCUGCUGAGAAACAAGUGACUGGAGACCAGUGAUAUUUUCUUGUUUGGGAGUCAUUGGCUCACCAUGUCACCCUGACCCCACAGUGGUGAGGGGAAGAGCAUGGCUCAGGAGAAAAUAGUCCUUCAACAGUGAUCAUUCAUGGACACAGGAACUGAAUCUGAUACAAGCCCUUUGGAAAUAGGGGACAUUCUACAUUAUGUGAAGGGGACAAAAAGAGUUCCUCUGUGCCUCCUCAUUGGAUGCCAAGCAUUGUGGUGAAAUUGGUGACACUGCUAAGCAGAUAUGACAUUAUCUGUCUGUGUCACUUGCAGCAGAAACAGAGAAUGCACUUCUGUGGAAGAAGCAGGCAAAAGACUAUUCUGUGUUAACACAAUAUGUGAUGCCCAUUGAAGCAAAGAUUGUAAUUUAACUCUAUUUUGAAAUGGAGGUGACUGUAAUCUCAAGGUAUUCACCUUAAAAAAAAGAUAAGUGUGUCCUGUUUUCAUUUGUGGUGAAGUACUGCCUUGCUGUUGUGAAAGCAUUUUCCUCCUUUUCAUUUGUUUGCCUUGUUUCAUUUAUUUAUUUAUAAAUAUUGUUUACUUACUAUAGAAAGUGUGCUGGCAAAUAUGUGAUGGUGUGUGAUGGUCAUAUGCACUUCUAGUUCUAUUAUUGAUUAUGCGUUGAUUAAUCUAAAAAUGUCCUACAAAGCAUAAUUGC